CGGGUGUGAGAAUGUGACAUUGUGGUGCAUAACACUGUAGUAUGCAACACCCAAAGAGAAACAUAGUAGCUGGAAUAUUCAAGUAUGGGGAAGUUUUGCCUUCACUGAAAGUGGACGCCUCCCAGUGAAUAGAUUUCAUCCUGUACAAGAAGCAAGCAAGUUUGUUCUGAGCAUGUCAACAUGCUGGAAUAAGAUGGGUAACGUUUUGAACACAUUUUCAAUUUCUGUGCAGAGGAAGACUGGAUUAAACAGUGAGGCACUAAAAAUAUAUUUUUCAGAUAAUCAGAUUUGAACUCAAACAAAAUUCUGAUUUCCCUGUAAAACAGAUGUAAAAUUUCUUGAAUUCUUUUAUUGUUUUUCGAUCAAAAAUUAAAAUCCACCAGUUACUAAAAUCUUUAAUGACACUUUAUCACAGAAAGGAGCUAAGUGUAAACAAACAGGAUUGUGGAUUCCUGAAAUAAUCCACAGAGAACAUUUAUAGUUUUACAUAAAGGAAAAAAAGAAAUUGUAACUUUUUUUUUCUUUCAACUUUAGGCUCCCACGCUGAACUAGUUCCACACAACUCUUUCAUUCUCAUACGGUUACUUCCUGUUUCAGCUUUCUCUGCUACUUCAGCACUGUUGGAACUUUUUUUUUUCACACUGUUUUUGGCACUUGUGAUUUGCAGGGAGGUGUGUCUUGCGGUUUCUAACACUCAUACAGUCACUUCCCCCACUUCUACAUUUCACACUCACGCAAAACAUGCACGAAAUCAACGUGGCUCAAAAUGGCACGAAAUGGAACAGAAGCUGACACGGUGUACGCCGUAGUUUAUGGAUCUGUUAUAACGCUUGGACUGCCUCUCAACGCUCUGUCGCUAUGGAUUCUUCUUCGCCACCACGGCCGCAAAUCACCCAACGCUGUCUUCAUGAUCAACCUGGUGAUCUCAGACCUCCUGCUCAUCAUCUCCUUACCAAUGAAGGUCUACUUUUAUGCUACACACAAAUGGCCUCUGGGAAACAUGGCGUGCGUAUGGCUCACAAUGCUUUUUCGCAACAACAUCCGCUCCAGCGCAGUCUUCAUCACCUUCAUCAGCAUCGACCGGCUGCUGGCUGUAGUCUACCCUCUGAAGUCACGCCAACUUCGGUCCUCGUCCAACGCCACAAAAGGAGCUGUGCUCGUCUGGCUGAUUGUGGUGAUGGUGAAUAUCCCAGAGAGUCUGAACCUUUUAAAUUAUUUGAAAAACAACACUUCGAAUGUUUCCACUUGUUUUGAUGACAAGAAGGACUUCUUUCCUCCAAUAGCGUAUUUUCAGCUUGUGUUACUCUUCACCCUGCUGUUCAUCAACAUUGUGUCCACAGUUCUGGUGUCUUUGACUCUAAACAGACAUUUGAAUAUCAGCACAAGGAUCAACAACAGAGUGAACGUCAUGCUGAUUUUUGCCAUGAACUUGUUGAUGUUCAGUAUAUUUUUCUUGCCCGUGUCCUUGACUGUUUUCUUUGAUAAUAAACGGGCUCUGAAUUGUCUUGCCAGUGUGAACUGCUGUCUGGAUCCACUGUUGUAUUACUUCUCAUUUGAUGGUUUCUGGAAGAAAAAAGAGGACACAGACAGGUCUACUGAAUAGUCAUCGAACAUGACCAGUCAGAUUUCCCAGUUUCUUGUGAGAAUGUUUCACAGUAAGGUUGUAAGGGGAAAUGAAUAUCAGUAUUUAAGAAGGCCAGUUCUGCAUGUCAUUUAUCUAGCUAUCUAGUUUUGCAUUGUUUUUGUUUUUACAGUGUAUAAGCUCUCCUGUUGCCUUGGAAAUGUAAACUAAUGUGUAAUAAGUACCAAAAUUAACAACUUUUGUUAGUUCCAUCAGACAAAGUUUGCUCUAAAUGUUGCUCUUAAAUAUAUAAAUAUUAAAUACUUGGCAAGUCAGAGAUUAUGCCAGAGUCUGUUUGCAUCACUGUGUUGGCUUGUCUUGAGUCAUUAUGUGAAAUAGAUGUGCAAAGCGGCUUUUUACUGUUUUAGGUUUUCAAAACAGUUCAAUCACAAAUGCUUUACAAGCUGUCAUGAACCUCACUGACUAUGUUAGCAACUCUCAAACCUGCGUUUUUUCCCUAAGAUUGAGUGGAAAUUACUUAAAUUGAUGCAUGCCUUUGACGGCAUCAGAAUGAACUUUUUUGAGGCUGUAAGGAUUGGUGCAGCUGCUGCUGUUGCAGAAAGUGACAGCUGUGCAUGAGAGCUAAAAUUUACACAUAGAAAUAUAAAUGAUCACCGUGAACUGCCUGAAUUGCUUGCAGGCAAAAUCACUCAGAUGUUCUAAGUUGCACUAAAUUAUCAUGUUUAUUAUAUCUGAUAUGGAAGAAAAAAAAUCUUUACUUCUGGUAUCAUUUGAUGUAUAUAAUUUUUUUUCUAGAUACAGGUGCGAAUAUUAAUUCAUUCUAGCGCUAAAACAGCACCCCUUGUUUUUUUAGUUUUUCAUUUUUUUUUUUUGAUUUAUUGUUCAAAUCAUGCUCUAAAGCUGACUACUGACAGGAUAUUUUUACGAUCAAGCUCCAAGUUAAGAUGGGAUGGACAUGUGUGACAGGCAUGUCAGGAACCUGCAUGCAGGACAUCUCCAGGUGAGCACACAGUUGCUGGCGCUUUCAAUGAAGCGAUGUCAACUAUCCCUGGUAUUUACUGUCAUUCCUUUAUAUACGCAGCAGAUAUGAAAACGGGGCAUUUUUAUUUUUGUGAUAAGACCUUCUUUUGAUUACCUUUAUAAUCAUUUGGCAAGUCAAGUGUGUGUCUUUGGGUAUAAAUCCUUCAAUGCAGCUGAGGCUGUUGUGCUUUUUUGUCAGCAUCUUAGUACGGAGGCCAGCAGCACUCCAGUCCUACACAGCAAAAUCUCCAGUGUUAAAUUAACACUAGAGAGUGUCUAUAUGGGUCCACACCUCUGA
Molecule: messenger RNA, 2900 nt
Organism: Haplochromis burtoni (Burton's mouthbrooder)
Lineage: Eukaryota; Metazoa; Chordata; Actinopteri; Cichliformes; Cichlidae
Product: lysophosphatidic acid receptor 6
Exons: 1
Coding region: 767-1603 (278 amino acids)
Biological process (GO): phospholipase C-activating G protein-coupled receptor signaling pathway; positive regulation of Rho protein signal transduction
Cellular component (GO): membrane
Molecular function (GO): lysophosphatidic acid receptor activity
Source: RefSeq, a predicted model, not a curated record